GCAAAGCCGCGGGCUGCCUGAGUUGGAGGCGAGGCUGUCGGGUUCCAUUAUGGCGGCUCUGCCGGAGGAGCCGGCCGAAGCAGUCACAGUGAAGCCGGACCCCGACGCGGGAGCGCCGCCGGCGCCACCCCCUCCUCCUCCCGCUCUCCCUCAGUCGCCGGCAGCAGCAGCGGGAGCGACGGCGGCAGCGGGAGUCGCUGCCGCUCCCUCUGCCCCCUCGGCCGCCGCUCCUCUAGCGGAAGGGGGCGAGCCGUUGGCGGCAGGAGCCGACGCGAAGCCGCCGGUGGCGCCCAGCCCUGCGCCGCCCGCUUCGCAGCUGCCCACCGACCGGCAGACGCUGCUGGCUGUGCUGCAGUUCCUGAGGCGCAGCAACCUCCGCGAGUCCGAGGAGAUCCUCCGCAGGGAAGCCCGGCUGCUCGCCGACGAGGUCGCGGCGGAUCCCGGCUCCUCGGCGCCCGGAGUCCAGGCGUCCCAUGGCGGGGAAGGGCAGGAGCCCGGCGGCGGCGCCCCCGGCUCUGGGGAUGUGCUGCUCAGCUCGGUCACCUUUAGCCAGAGCGGGGCCACCAUCUCUCCGGGCGCUGCCGCGGCGCCUCCCGCAGUGGCCUUGGGGCCACCUGGGAAAGUUGGAGUCUUUGUGGAAGAUCAGCCAGAUGUAAGUGCAGUACUGUCUGCCUACAAUCAGCAAGGAGACCCAGCGCUUUAUGAAGAGUACUAUAGUGGACUGAAACACUUCAUUGAAUGUGCUCUGGACUGUCAUCGAGCUGAGUUAUCGCAGCUUUUUUAUCCUCUCUUUGUACAUAUGUACUUGGAGCUAGUCUACAAUGGGCAUGAAAAUGAAGCAAAGUCCUUCUUUGAAAAGUUUCAUGGAGAUCAGGAGUGUUAUUAUCAAGAUGACUUGCGUGUACUAUCAAGUUUAACCAAAAAAGAGCACAUGAGAGGGAAUGAGACAAUGCUGGAUUUUCGAACAAGCAAGUUUGUGCUGCGAAUUUCCCGCGAUUCUUAUCAGCUAUUGAAGAGACACCUUCAGGAAAAACAGAACAAUCAGAUCUGGAAUAUUGUUCAGGAACAUCUUUACAUUGAUAUCUUUGAUGGAAUGCCUCGCAGUAAACAACAGAUUGAUGCUAUGGUGGGAAGUUUGGCAGGAGAGGCAAAACGGGAGGCUAAUAAAGCAAAGGUCUUUUUUGGCUUAUUAAAAGAACCAGAAAUUGAGUUGCCUUUGGAUGAUGAAGAUGAAGAGGGGGAAAAUGAGGAGGGCAAGCCAAAGAAGAAGAAGCCAAAAAAAGACAGCAUGGGAUCAAAAAGUAAAAAGCAAGAUCCAAAUGCUCCUCCACAGACUAGAAUCCCACUUCCUGAGCUAAAGGAUUCAGAUAAGUUGGACAAAAUAAUGAAUAUGAAAGAAGCCACUAAACGUGUACGUCUUGGUCCAGACUGCCUGCCUUCCAUUUGUUUCUACACAUUCCUUAAUGCAUACCAGGGCCUUACAGCAGUGGACAUUACAGAUGACUCUAGCAUGAUCGUUGGAGGCUUUGCUGACUCCACUGUCAGAGUGUGGUCUGUGACACCCAAAAAGCUACGCAGUGUGAAAUCAGCAGCAGAUCUCAGUCUCAUAGAUAAAGAAUCAGAUGAUGUUUUAGAAAGGAUCAUGGAUGAGAGAACAGCAAGUGAGUUGAAGAUUUUAUAUGGUCACAGUGGACCUGUCUAUGGUACCAGCUUCAGUCCUGAUAGGAACUACUUGCUAUCAUCUUCAGAGGAUGGCACUAUCAGACUGUGGAGCCUUUUAACCUUUUCUUGUCUAGUCGGAUACAAAGGACACAACUACCCUAUAUGGGAUACACAGUUCUCUCCCUAUGGAUAUUACUUUAUAUCUGGAGGUCAUGACAGAGUGGCUCGCUUAUGGGCAACGGAUCACUACCAGCCUUUGCGAAUCUUUGCUGGCCAUCUUGCUGAUGUCACAUCGACGCGUUUUCACCCAAACUCCAACUACGUUGCUACAGGCUCAGCAGAUAGGACUGUGCGGCUGUGGGAUGUCCUGAAUGGGAAUUGUGUCAGAAUUUUCACAGGACAUAAGGGACCAGUUCAUUCAUUGGCAUUUUCUCCUAACGGAAGAUUCUUGGCAACUGGAGCAACAGAUGGAAGAGUGCUUUUGUGGGAUAUUGGGCAUGGUUUGAUGGUUGGAGAAUUAAAAGGACACACAGACACAAUCUACACACUCAGAUUCAGUAGAGAUGGAGAGAUCUUAGCAUCAGGUUCAAUGGAUAACACGGUAAAGCUAUGGGAUGCUGUGAAAGCCUUUGAGGACUUAGAAACAGAUGAUUUUACCACAGCCACUGGACAUAUAAACCUGCCUGAAAGCUCUCAAGACUUGCUGUUGGGUACAUACAUGUCCAAAUCAACUCCUGUCACACAUCUUCAUUUUACCCGCAGAAAUUUGCUUCUUGCUGCUGGGGCAUACAGUCCUCAGUGAACCACCAAACUAUAAGACUUGAUUGUACAAGUCUCAUGUAUAUCUUAGAAUAACUUGAAUUAAUGAAGACCACAAUGUACAUAUUAUACAAAUGAACUGAACUUGUCUGCCAGAACAAAUGGUGCAAACUGAUGAUGAUUCAAGCCAGACCUUCAGAAACUGCUAUUUUAAACUCCACCCCAACCCCAGUGUUAGUGCUGAGACAUUGACAUCAUAAAAAUAGGGGAAGAAACAUAUAAUGUGGUAUGGCUUUUUAAAAGAAGUAAACAGUAUGUGGGAAUACCUUGCUUAACCUUGUCCACAAAUUGACAACAGGCACUACAAAACUGUAGUGCCAGUUGCAUAAAGCAAAGUUGUUUGAACAACAAUUUAAAA
Messenger RNA from Podarcis raffonei (Aeolian wall lizard), 2839 nucleotides. RefSeq names its product TATA-box binding protein associated factor 5 (gene TAF5). Gene Ontology annotation, molecular function: RNA polymerase II general transcription initiation factor activity; protein binding. Gene Ontology annotation, biological process: transcription initiation at RNA polymerase II promoter. Bases 50 to 2464 code for a protein of 804 amino acids. The record is from RefSeq and is a predicted model, not a curated record. The transcript is spliced from 11 exons. Lineage: Eukaryota; Metazoa; Chordata; Lepidosauria; Squamata; Lacertidae. Gene Ontology annotation, cellular component: transcription factor TFIID complex.